AUGACCGGAAACGCGCACAACACCCCGGAACCAGUCCUCGACAAAGUUGACAGCAGCGCACCUGUGGCUAAUGAACACCAAGGAACCGUCGGCGCUGACCACGUCUCAGCGGACAAGAACGAGGUCGGCUCUCAGGCUGAUGUCAGUAGCCGUGCUUCUUCAGUCAAUCUCCCGCGUCCUGGACACGGACAGCGAUCCAAGAGCACCGCCGGAAAGGCCCCCAAACUUUCCAAAAAAAGGGCAUACAUUCAGCGAAGCCAUUUUCCGAUGCUUGAGAAUCGUCGCCGAGACCGCCAACUCGCGGCUCGUGCUGCAGGAUAUGCCGCUAUCGCUCGUUCCAAGCACAGGAGCAUCGUCAGUCGCCUUGAACAACUUAGCAACACCCUCUUAGUUAUCGACAACGUCCUGAACGACGGCGAUCGCAACGAUUCGGACAAGAUCGACCACGCCCUGGCGCUCAUUGAACAGGAGAUUGGGGGGCAUUGCCUUUGGGAUUCGGGCGACUCUGACUGUGUUUCUUUGGGAGGAAUUCAUUCCGACAGCGACUAG
Molecule: messenger RNA, 549 nt
Organism: Coprinopsis cinerea okayama7#130
Lineage: Eukaryota; Fungi; Basidiomycota; Agaricomycetes; Agaricales; Psathyrellaceae
Exons: 5
Coding region: 1-549 (182 amino acids)
Source: RefSeq, a predicted model, not a curated record